UCUCUGGAAAGGAGGACAAAACUGAUAACAAUUUCCAACAUGGCUGAUAAUAUUGAUAACGGUGGAAAAACUGGGUUUUCGUUUGGUUUUACGAAGAAGAUAGAUUCGAAGAAACUGCAAAAGUCUGUGGUAAGUGAAGAUCUUGCAUCCGAAGACAAGGGGAAAGACUUUGUUUUGUCUCUUGAGGGCAGGGAAGUUAAAAGUACUAAACCUAAGGAAGCCCCAAAACAGUAUGUGAUUCCGUUGAUAAAAGAAAACAACUGGCGAAGUGUUCCUUUGGCAAAUGAACCAGAUAAGAUUAAGCGUGCUGAAGUAGAUGACGUUGCUGUUAAGGAGAUUUUGGAAGAUGCCAGUAAAUUAAAUGAAAAUUGGGAUGAACGAGGAGGAGAUAAAGUAAAUCCCAAUCUUCAAAUUCCAUUAUUAAUGAAGAACAAAGUUCCAGAAGGCUUUGAAACGGAUGAAAAAUUAGAUGUUUCCUUGCGACCUGAUGCACCAGAUGUGGUAGAUUAUGAUGAAAUACCCAUAGAUCACUUUGGAAAAGCAAUGUUACGAGGAAUGGGAUGGGCAGAAGGAAAAGGAAUUGGAAAGAAUACUAAGUCUGUCGCUCCAGUCGAAGCAAUUAUGAGACCGAAAGGUUUAGGUUUGGGAGCAGAUCGAAGUCAAGCACUACAAACCCAAGACAGAAAUGGCAAAUCAUCAAACAGUAAUGAAAAUAACGAAGAAAGCCAGUUGAAAAUGAAACAAGGUGCCUACUGUACAUUCCUGAAAGGUCCAUGUAAAGAUCUUUAUGGUAUCAUUCAAGGGUUAGAUGAAGAUAAUGCUAGGGUUAUGGUAAAAGUAGCACUCACUGGUAAAAUUGAAACAGUCUCACAAUAUUCCAUCAAAUUAGUCCCGAAAAAAGACUAUGACAAAUAUUCAAAAUACCUAAACAAAGGUAAAGCCGAUAAGUAUAAAGAGAAGGAAGAGGAAAUGAAGAGACAGAAAAAAAGAUCUCGAAGUUCAAGUAGCAGUGAAAGUGAUUCCAGUGACGAUGAUGAUGAUGAUGUAAAGAUAAGUAAGAGUCCUAGCAAGAGCAGGAGCAGAAGCAAAAGUGCACAAAAAAGCAGAAGUCCAAGUCAAAGUCCAAGAAAAAGCAGAAGCCAAAGUCGAAGUAAAAGUCGAAGCAAAAGUCGAAAGGAGAAGAAGAUAAGUAGAAGUCGGAGCAAAAGUCCAAGUAAAAGUCCAAGUAAAAGUCGAAGCAAAAGUCGAAAGGAGAAGAAGAUAAGUAGAAGUCGGAGCAAAAGUCCAAGUAAAAGUCGGAGUAAAAGUUCGAGCAAGAGUCCUAGUAAAAGUCCAAGUAAAAGUUCGAGCAAGAGUCCUAGUAAAAGUCCAAGUAAAAGUCCACGUAAAAGUCGAAGCAAAAGCAAAACCAAAAGGAUAAGUAAAAGCCGUAGUCGAAGUCCAAGUAAGCGCAGAAAGAAGACAAGAAAAAUAAGCAGGAGUAGGAGUAGAAGCAAAGCCAGGAAGAAAAGUCGUAGUAAAAGCAGAAGUAGAAAGCGAAGCAAGAGUAGGAGCCGGAGCCGAAAGAGAAGUCGCAGUAAAAGAAGUCGUAAAAGAAGUAGAAGCAGAAGUUCGAGUAGAAGCAGCAGAAGUCGAAGUUACAGCAGAAGUCGUAGCAGGAGUAGAAGCCGUGGUUACCGUCGCAGGAGUAAAAGUCCAAGAUAUAAUAGCUCAUACAGAGAUAGAAAUUACCACCCUUAUAGAAAUUACCAACCAUAUAACCGGAAUUACAAUAGACAUUACCAGGAUAAUAGACAUUUCCAGGAUAAUAGAAAUUACCAGGACAAUCGAUAUUAUCAAGACCGGAGAAACUAUCCGGAUAGACGGAAUUAUCAAGAAAAAAGACGACGAUAUGAUGACUACCAAGAGGAACGACAUGAAAAACGAAAACGUCGGUCAUCUUCAAAAGCAGAAGAAGCAGUGGUCCCACCACCAAAACCCUGUGGCGGAAAUUGGGUUCGAGCAAAUAUGAGAGUUAGAGUAAUUGAUAAAUCUAUUGACGAAGGAAAACAUUUUAAAUCAAAAGUAGUAGUGGAAGAAGUGGUCGGUGUAGAUAAACUUACCUGUAAGACAGAAGAUGGUACAAUUUUAGAAAACGUGAAGGAAUCUGCAUUAGAAACUGUCAUUCCUAAAAGUGAUCCUGCCUAUGUUGUAGUUUUGUUUGGCAAGUACAAGGGUUACAUAGGUGAGAUCAUUAAGCGAGACAAGGAAAGAAGUAAGGCAAUGCUAGAGUUGUUAAAGGAUCGGGGCACGUUAAUUAACCUUGAAUAUGAUUCCAUUUGUGAAUAUGUAGGUGAAGUGGAUACAGAAUAUGUUUUUUAAUACACUAACUCUUAAAGUUAAAUAUAAAAUGGCCUUUUUUGUGGAUUAGAUUUUAAUGGCAUAAGUACAUUGUAAAACUUGUCCUGAAUGGCGAUAACUUAUGAAAUCAAAAUAAGUUUUGAAAUCAAUGUAUGAAGUUUUAAAUUAAUUUAUCAGAAAUUCAUAAGUUUAAUAAGUACCAUGAUUAAAAUGUAAUCUAAACGAGAUGUGUAUGAAAUGAAUCUGUAAAAGACUUUUAUAUGCAAGUUUGUUCAGGGAAUCAAGCAAACCCCGGACAUUUACCGGUAGCUGGAUUAUUCUGAUAAAAGUAUUCAUGAUAGUUUUGUUAAAAUUUGUUGAUACACAUUUGAACUACAGAUGUUUUGUUUCUAUAUAUUUUAAGGGUAUUUGAUCUAUAUUGUGUUUAUGUAAAAUAAUUGUACAUUUACUAUUUGUGUAAGUAUUCAAGAUGAUCACUCUAAUAUCACUCAUGUUUAGAUUGUUACACUUUUUUUGCGUAUAUUGCACUAGAUUGAUAGUAUUGAGUAAAGGAUAGAUUUAAUGGGACAUUAUCACAUCCAUACGGUAAAAUCUUGAUAGUUCAUAGUUGGCACUGUUAACAUAAAUUUGAGGCCAAUAUGUGUCUUAUAGAAUGUUAUAAUUGGUGUCUUUCACCUUUUAAAAACCUAAACCUUUAUUUUAAUCUGUACAUGUACUUGUAUAUACAUGCCUGUACAGAUAAGAUAACAUGUGAAAAUGGACUCAACGAUAUUGUCUAAACUCUGUUUGACUGAUAGCCUGAAAAGAUUCUGUUUGACUGAUAGCCUGAAAAGACGUAUGUUUAAAUUCUUAGUUUGAAAAGUGACUAUACUUAGUGACAAUCAGAAUGUUAAAAUCUUGUCAUGUAGUCUGUAUGUGGUGUUUAUGGACCUAUUUAUCAGACCUUCAUUCAAAUUGAUUCUAGUAUGGAUCUGUUUUGUAGUUGAAUUGUGAUCUUUUAGUUACAUAUAUGUAGGUGUAUGUUUUUAGUUGUAGCAAUUUAAUAUUUAUAAUGACAUAACUGAAAUUUAAGAGUACGCAUUGUUUUCAGGGUUAGCUGUGCAUACAAAAAGUGUUGCAAAUAUAUAUUGAGUGAAAAAUACCACAAUUGAAUUGUGCUAAAAAUUGUGGCCUAAUUUGAUUUUUUUUUUUUUUCUUAAGCAAGAUGCAUCAAAAUCAAAGAGCAUCGCUACCCCUGAUUUUGUGGUUUAUGGUAAUAUAGUUCACUGCAAAUAUAUCGCUGGUAAAAAGCUUAAAUAUAUUGAAUAAAAUAUUGUAAAAUGAUGAAUUUGAUUCCAUUUUAAUAAAAAUUCUCUGCUUUACUAUACA
Patella vulgata (common limpet) is the source of this 3708-nucleotide messenger RNA. Its product is annotated as G-patch domain and KOW motifs-containing protein. Lineage: Eukaryota; Metazoa; Mollusca; Gastropoda; Patellidae. The transcript has a single exon. Bases 40 to 2361 code for a protein of 773 amino acids. Gene Ontology annotation, cellular component: spliceosomal complex. Gene Ontology annotation, biological process: mRNA splicing, via spliceosome. The record is from RefSeq and is a predicted model, not a curated record. Gene Ontology annotation, molecular function: nucleic acid binding.